AUGAUUGAAUCAGUAUGGGUUUUAAAGAUAUUAGAGGGUGUAUCCGAAGAUUUUUAUGAUCAAGGAUCAACAUUUCAAUAUCCUACAUCAUUAUCUACAAUAUAUGAUAGAUCAAUGAAUGUGGAUUUAUUAAAACAUUACGAUCCAUCAACAAAUAGUUUUUACUAUGACACGAAUAGUGACCAGAGUAGUGAUAAUGAUGAUGACUGUAUGAUAACAUCAACAACAAAUAAAAAUAUAAAUAAUAAUAAUAAUAAUCAGCAGUUUAGUAAUAUCAUUAAACAGCUAAAUUGUUUAACAACCAAAGUGGAUUACAAUUCAAUUCAGCAAAAUUAUAAUAAUGACGAUAAUAGUUAUCAGUUGAUAAGUUGGUCCAUCGAUAAUCAAAUUGCUUUCACUAUGAACUUAAAUAAAAAUCAAUACAUCAAACAAGAGCAACAAAAUAUAUAUAUUGUUAGACCAGAGUUCCCCCACGAGUAUAUUGUAAUUAAAACAUCACAUACCAAUACUAUAAAGAGUUUAGAAUGGUCAACACAAUCACCAUUUCAUAUUUUAAUGUCUUAUGAUCAAUCAGAUAAAUUAUGUCUAUGGAAAUCAAAAGAUAAUUCUUCGGAUGAAUGGACUUGUAUUCAAUCUUUUCCAUUUCAAUAUUUAUUAUUAUCAAAAUGGUUACCAGUUCUUUCUUCAUACUCACCAAUUUUUAACCCAUUUAAUUUAAAAAAUCAACCACCACCACCACCACAACAACCCAAUGGUACUUCCAGCAGCAAUGGCAUGAAUAGUAGCAAUACUCAAUUUAAAUCACCAUUCGAAUCUUUAACAACUGAUAAAAAUACUGCUAAUUUAUCACCAACAUUUAUAAGUUUAACAAAGGAUGGAAAGGUAUAUAUUGGUUAUUUUAGUAUUUUUGAAAAUAUAUGGAAAUAUAUUAUUGGGCAAAUACCAUUACCAUUUUAUCAUUCAAUUGAUUCUGCUGAUGUUAUACCAACUCAAGAUGAUGAUUCCGUGAUGAUAGCAAUUUAUUCAAAAGAUAUUGGUUUUUCCAUUGUUUUUUAUCAUGUCACAUUCAAUGUUCAUUCAAAUGAAAUUAAUAUUAUUCAAAGAGAUAAAAUUUUAAUAAAUAAUAAUAUAUUCGAAAAUCAAGAAGAUCAACAGCAACAGGAUGGUGACAUGGAGGAUGAUAGUUAUAAAUCAUUAAGUUUUAAGAUUAGUGCAAUUCAAUUCGAUAAUUCGCAAAACUCUAUUAUAGCAUUAAUGAAAGGUGUAAAUUCAUCGGCACUAUAUAGAUGGGAUAAAAAAGUGAUUUCAGAUUCACCACAAAUACCAAUAUUCGAAUUACUUUUGUCAGUUAACAAUGCUUAUGAAGCACCAAAACCAACACUAGGGUCAACCUAUUUCAUCAUUCAUUCUCACCAAUCUGGUUUCCUUUGGUUAAAUCAUUCAAAUGGUUCAGUUGAAAUUGUUGAUAGAUUAACAUUCGAAUCAAUAUCAGUUUUAACAAAAGAAGAUGAAAUUAAAUUAAAUAAUGAAACAAUUAUCUCAAAUGAUCAUUCAAAUGUUAAUCAAAAUACAGGUAACAAUAGCAAUAACAAUAGUAAUUUUAGUAAUAAUGAUAGUAGCUUAAAUUUAUCAAUUUGUUCAUCACCCAAUGGAGGUUUGGUUGCACUAUUGACAAGUGAUUUAAGGGUUAAGGUUUUAGCAUUACCAAUUCAGUCUAUUGGUACAUCGUUAGACAGUCAAAAAGUGGUUUCAAAAUGGUUGGCUCAGCUUUUCCAAAACUCGAUGGUCAAGAGCAAUGACUGGUGGGAUAUUUUAAUUCUUUUAAAGAUUUACUCUACCGCUAUAGAUACACGUACUACCUUUCAUCAUACUAUUAUACACUUAUCAAGUGAUUUCUCAUCGUUACCAAACGAAUUUCAAGUUUUAUACCGAAAUGUUUUCGAUUCAAUAAAGUCCUCAAUUUAUAGAAUUGUUUCUGGAAUGGAAGUUGCAUUCGUUGACAGUCAAGCUAAAUCAUUCAUUCAUUACCUUUGUGAUACUCUCAAAUCAUCUUAUGGACCACUUUCACAAGAAACAGCUAUCAAAGAUCGUGAAAAUAUUGUAAUUUUAAUUGAUUGGGUAAUAGAAUUUGGUCAAUUCUUUUUAAAGAACUUGUUUUAUUUCUCUUUUGUUUAUGCCAAAAAAGAUGAAAUUAAUGUUCAAAUUCCCGAAAGUAUGCAAGAUUUGCCUUUGAAACAUUAUUUCCCAUUCUAUUAUGUCGAAACCAAAGGAAAUUUUGGUUUUCCAGUUAUCAGUUUAUUAUUUGAUUUCAACUUAUUAUUUGUAUUAUUUGAAUUAAUGAAUUACAGCAAAUUAUAUAAAGUUAAAACACCAUAUACCCAAACACAAAAGGUUAAAUUUAAGGAUGAAUCAGAAAUUUCAAUUUUUUUAGAUAUAUUUACAAAAAUUAUAAAAGCAUUAACAAAACAAAUAGUCUCUCCAGAACAAUUUAUCCAAGUUGAAAAUUAUUUAGAUAAUUAUUAUUUAUUAAUAAGCCAAGAUAAAAUUAAUCAAAUUGUUUCACUCCCAUCUAUUGAAUGUAAAGGUUCACAAAUGGUAUCCCUAAUAGAAGUUAUGAAAAGAUUCGAAACAAUUAUUCCUCAAUCUGUUGCCCAAGAUACAAAUGAUAUAUCUAUCAACGCUUCAUUUUCGAUUUUAGAUUUGGAUCCACCAUUAGAUGGUUUUUUAGAUCAAAAUCCAAUUACUACAAAUCAAAAUACAGAUACAACUAGUUCCGAAUAUAUGGGUAUUGUUCAUGAUAUUGUAACUAGAAUCCCAAUUGCUCCAAGAAUUGACAAACCUUAUAAAAAAUGUGUUAGAUGCCAUAGAGUUACUGUUGUAUUACGUACUUCUUUGUUUUGGUCUGAUAGAUGGUCAAUCGCUUGUCCUAUUUGUGGUGGUAAAUGGAAAUUAUAUCAACAACAUUAUCUUCACUCUCAAUCUUCUUCUUCUUCUUCUUCUUCCUCUAAUCCUUUGGCCACAAAUGAU
Molecule: messenger RNA, 3027 nt
Organism: Dictyostelium purpureum
Lineage: Eukaryota; Evosea; Eumycetozoa; Dictyosteliales; Dictyosteliaceae
Exons: 7
Biological process (GO): positive regulation of DNA-templated transcription
Cellular component (GO): mediator complex
Source: RefSeq, a predicted model, not a curated record